AUGUCCCACGCACGGUGCAGCGUCAUCCACUGGGGUUCAUUACAAGCCUCCGGUUCUUCACCGACGCCGGAAUCGCAUCACCAACGUUCGGCGAGGCAGCGGGUGAUCCUUUUGUCAUGGCGGCUGAGGGGCGAGUGGUCGUGGGAUUUCACGGUCGUGUGGCGGUCGCAAUCCACAGUCUCGGCGGCAUCAUCUUUGCUCCAGCGCCCCAGUCGUCUAAUGAAUCAAACACUGUCAAUGCUCGUCAAGUGUGAAGAAAUUUGCAAAACUUUCUUAGAAACAAAGAUUAUCUAA
Messenger RNA from Microthlaspi erraticum, 294 nucleotides. The record is from the annotation of a GenBank genome assembly. Lineage: Eukaryota; Viridiplantae; Streptophyta; Magnoliopsida; Brassicales; Brassicaceae.